AUGCGUCUUCUCGAUCUCUAUUCCGCUAGUGUUUUCUUGUUCGGCGCAGCAUCUGCGUACGGCUAUCCAAGCAACUCAUGUGAAGACUUGGCCUUGGUACUUCCCAACCGCACCUUCUUCCCCGCAGCAUCAACCUACAACGCAUCAAUCCAAUCAUAUCCAUUCCUUCAGCUUCGUCUGCGACCAUCGUGCAUUGUCCGUCCAAUAUCCGCAGAAGAUGUAGCAAUCGCCAUCAAUAUUCUGCGAGUGAGCAACAGCACCAAGUUUGCGAUCAAAGGAGGUGGUCACAACGCGAACGUUGGCUUCAACAAUGUCGAUGAGGGCGUUACAAUCGACAUGCAGAGCAUGAACAAGGUUGAAGUUGCGCGAGGAAAUCAGGUCGUGAGGGUUGGUGCGGGAGCGCUGUGGCAGGACGUAUAUGACGAGGCUGAGAAGCGGGAUCUGACAGUACUUGGGGGUCGCAUUGGCGUCGUCGGAACUGCUGGCUUUCUGACAGGAGGUGGUAUAUCUUUCUUCAGCCCAGAGCGUGGAUGGGCAUGUGACGGCGUCGUCAACUUCGAGGUCGUACUCGCGAGCGGGAGGAUUGUCAAUGCCAAUGCGACAUCGCAUUCUGACCUCUUCGCAGCGCUCAAAGGAGGGCAGCUCAACUUCGGCAUAGUCUCGCGCUUUGACUUGGCAUCCUUCCCUGCUGGUCCUAUCUAUGGUGGAAGAAUCGUGUUCGGGCCCAACGCCACCACGCCUUUGCUUUCUGCAUUUACCAAGUUCAAGCUCGGAGAAUAUGACCCAUAUGCAGCGGGCUGGGUCACUGUACGAUACAACCAUACGGCAGCGACGUUCACCCCAGUGAGCAUCAUGUGGUACACACGGCCAGCGCAAAGGCCUGGGGCACUGAAGGCGAUUUUCGAGACCAAGCCGCAAGUCAUAAAUGGCAUGGUUGAAGCUCCCAUUAGUGAGCAUACUAGGAACGCAUCGAGACAAGCAGCCGCGAAUCCUCAGCGCACCAUCUGGGCGACGACCUCUUUCGCCGUCUCGCCAACGACCAUUAAUCGCAUUCACACCUUGUGGAAGCGGGUCGUACCUGAGAUUGCUGCACAGUACGCCUACGCCAAACCAGUCGCGGAGAUAACCUUCCAGGCUCUUCCCGCACCCCCUCGCAAUGGCGCAUCGCCCAAUAGCUAG
This is a messenger RNA of Alternaria incomplexa, 1179 nucleotides long. RefSeq lists its product as uncharacterized. Lineage: Eukaryota; Fungi; Ascomycota; Dothideomycetes; Pleosporales; Pleosporaceae. The transcript has 2 exons. The record is from RefSeq and is a predicted model, not a curated record. Gene Ontology annotation, molecular function: FAD binding. Bases 1 to 1179 code for a protein of 392 amino acids.